Molecule: messenger RNA, 615 nt
Organism: Dentiscutata heterogama
Lineage: Eukaryota; Fungi; Glomeromycota; Glomeromycetes; Diversisporales; Gigasporaceae
Source: the annotation of a GenBank genome assembly
AUGACAACACACAGAGUGGGAGGUGAAAACAUAUCUAAUGAACAGAAUCUAGAAGAGAAUCCUAUGAGCUCAUAUCUGCCUCUACCUAAUCUAAUCUUUACUGGUAUAAUUGAUGAAAGUGAUUUUAUUUUUGUAUUUAGUAAUUAUAUCAGAAUAUCAUCAGGAACAACUGACCCAGAAUGGAAUAAUUUAUUUAAUAGUAUCUUCUGGGAGAUUUCAUGGCAAGAAAAAAUCGGUGGCAUAAUUAGCAGAAAGUUGACUCCUGAAGAAAAAGACAGUAAAUUCAUCAAAGAAGAAACCACAUCUUCACUUAGAUUGACCAUAAUCCCAUCUAUAUUUAUCUCUAAUAUAAAAAAUAACACCUGUCUUAGUAAUAAAAAAUCUAUCAUGAUUCCAACUGAAGUACUCAUAGAAAAAUCUAAUUCUAAAAUACCUAACUAUAUUUUACUGGGUAAUAAUUGGUUUUAUGGUAGAAAGUAUAAUAAUGAUAAACUUCAAACAUACAUACCUGAAAUUGUAAUCGACACAGAGGAUACUUUUGUAAAAACAACUCUGCAUAUUAAAGAUCUCAAUGGAUCUGGAGUAUCAAAAACCGAAAAUAGCCAAGAGCUAUAA